CGUUGAAAAAGCCCAUCAUCUCUCUCCUUCUCCUCAUUCUCACCCAGAUACAUUACAAGACUCGCUCUUUCUUCUCUCUUUCUUUUUGACACAACCAUACGAAAGCUUUUUGAUAGAAAAGCAUAUACCUUUCUUAAUCAACCAACGAGGAUCAGAUGGAACAAUUGGUGGCCUUGAGAUAUUAAAGAUCUACUGAGCUUAGUUCUCUUUCAUUAUCUUUGAGAGGCCUAUACAUUUGCUCUGUGUCUGAAUGGCGUCUGAGAAACCCGUCCAGGAUGUGACUGAUGUUACUGAAACAAAGAAAGAGGAAGAGAAUGUUGUUGUUGUUGAGAGUUCCAAAGACAAGAACAUACCUGAUGUUCUUGACUUAUCCACCGAGAAAACUGAUGAAAAUGUUCCUGUAAAGGAAGCUGGCCUCCCUGAGCCUGGGACCUCAGUGAAGAGUAAAACAGCUAACAAAAUUGUUAAGAAGAAGACAGGGACCUUUUCAAGGAGCCCAAGGUUCCUUUCUCAGAGCUCUUCGUUUCCAGCUAGAGGAGCUCGUGAUGAUAUCACUAGAAAGAGCAUUGAUGCAACAACAACACCAAAGGCUAGUUCUAAACCCGUUGUUGCAAGUGGAUCAAGACCAAAGGCAACUGCAUCUCCAAUCAGCGGUGUCUCCACCAAGCGCAACAGUUUAGUAUCUGCUCCCAUCAAAAAACAAACUGUGCCUGUGAAACCCGUUUCUAAGACUGCAGCUAAAGUCCCUGCUUCCAAAUUGGUGGUUGACGAAGGUUCUAAAUCCAUUAAAGAUGAAAUGGCAAGCAAGAACACUGAAGAUGCCCCAUCAACCGCCGUGGUGGCAGAGAAAGUAUCUAAACCAGUGAAAGGUGAAGUGGCAAGCAAGGAAGAUGAUGACACCCGUUCAACUACCACUUCAACUUCAACACCUCGUGGGAGAAGAAGCAGCGUUGGGUCUGCUUCUGGAUUUUCAUUCAGGUUGGAGGAACGUGCUGAGAAACGGAAGGAGUUCUAUAUGAAACUAGAAGAGAAGAUCCAAGCUAAGGAAGUAGAGAAGACAACUUUGCAGGCUAAGUCAAAGGAGAGUCAGGAAGAAGAGAUCAAAAGGUUGAGGAAGAGCUUGACGUUCAAGGCUGGUUCCAUGCCCAGUUUCUACAAAGAGCCUCCACCUAAGGUUGAAUUGAAGAAGAUACCAACUACUCGUCCUAAAUCUCCAAAGCUAGGACGCAGAAAGAGUAGCAGUGAUGCAACAGGAGGUGAGACUGGUGCUCCUCGAGUGACAAAACCAAGAGACUCACCAUUAUCAUCAUCAUCUAGCUUGAAGAAACCCAUAACAAAGUCUCAGCCAAAGACUGAGUCAGUGAAGGGCAAAGAAAGGAAGAAAGAAGAAGCAGAGAAAAGAAGAGAGGAGCAUAAGGCUUCUUCUACUGUGGCUGCUAAACCUGAAGAGAAGAAAGAAGAAGCAGAGGAGGAGAUGGUCUCUUGCGUGGCUGUGGCUGCUAAACCGGAAGAGAUUAAACCGGAAUCAAACAACAUCCAAGUGAAGGCUGAGAUUAUGACAAGUGAAGUUGCAGUGGGAAGCUCAUAAAAGCAAGAAAGGCUUUUGGAUCUUGGAAUAAAUCUCUUAUCUCUUCUUCUUUUUCAAAAGCUUUAGUGUGAAUAGAGUUGUUUGCAUUUGCGUCAUACUUUGAGAGUUGCUCUCCAUUUCUUCAGUUUUUAUUUUUUUCUUUUUGGAAAUUAAGCCUCAGAUUGUUUCUUUAAGAUAUGGUCUUUAAUAUAUGUUGGAUUCAAAAAAUGUAACUUAUAUUUGUAUAAUGAGGAUAUAUGUGUGAA
Brassica oleracea var. oleracea is the source of this 1833-nucleotide messenger RNA. RefSeq names its product protein WVD2-like 1. The coding region runs from base 251 to 1588 and encodes 445 amino acids. The transcript has 10 exons. NCBI's taxonomy places the organism in Eukaryota, Viridiplantae, Streptophyta, Magnoliopsida, Brassicales, Brassicaceae. Gene Ontology annotation, molecular function: microtubule binding. The record is from RefSeq and is a predicted model, not a curated record.